This is a messenger RNA of Naumovozyma dairenensis CBS 421, 408 nucleotides long. RefSeq names its product 40S ribosomal protein eS24 (gene RPS24B). Gene Ontology annotation, biological process: translation. Gene Ontology annotation, molecular function: structural constituent of ribosome. The transcript is spliced from 2 exons. The record is from RefSeq and is a predicted model, not a curated record. NCBI's taxonomy places the organism in Eukaryota, Fungi, Ascomycota, Saccharomycetes, Saccharomycetales, Saccharomycetaceae. The coding region runs from base 1 to 408 and encodes 135 amino acids. Gene Ontology annotation, cellular component: ribosome.
AUGUCUGACUCAGUCACCAUCCGUACCAGAAAGGUCAUUACCAACCCAUUGUUGGCUAGAAAGCAAUUCGUUGUCGACGUCUUACACCCAAACAGAGCCAACGUCUCCAAGGAUGAAUUACGUGAAAAAUUAGCUCAAGUUUACAAGGCUGAAAAGGAUGCUGUUUCCGUUUUCGGUUUCAGAACUCAAUUCGGUGGUUCUAAAUCUACUGGUUUUGGUUUAGUCUACAACUCUGUUGCUGAUGCCAAGAAGUUCGAACCAACUUACAGAUUAGUCAGAUACGGUCUAGCUGAAAAGGUUGAAAAGGCUUCCAGACAACAAAGAAAGCAAAAGAAGAACAGAGACAAGAAGGUCUUCGGUACUGGUAAGAGAAGAGCUAAGAAGAUUGCUCGUCGUAACGCUGAUUAA